Messenger RNA from Cordyceps militaris CM01, 1284 nucleotides. Its product is annotated as toxin biosynthesis protein, putative. The transcript has 2 exons. Lineage: Eukaryota; Fungi; Ascomycota; Sordariomycetes; Hypocreales; Cordycipitaceae. The record is from RefSeq and is a predicted model, not a curated record. Bases 1 to 1284 code for a protein of 427 amino acids.
AUGGCUUCCGCCGUCUUUGACAUCCAGCAGCAUGUCAUCCCCGGCGAGCACACGCGCGAGUAUGCGCGUUCCAAGGCCAACUCUCAAGAGGAGACGCUGUUCAUCCAGGUGAAGCAAUAUACUCCCAAAGGCAACGGCGCGCCCCAAAAGGGCGACCUCAACAUCAUCGGCGCGCACGCCAAUGGCUUCCCCAAGGAACUAUACGAGCCUCUGUGGGAAGAUUUGGUCAAGAACCUUGCAAACAAGGGUGUCCGAGUCGGCUCAAUCUGGAUAGCAGACUGCGCCUGGCAGGGACAGAGCGGCAUCGUGAACAAAGACACACUUGGUAAUGACCGUACGUUGCGCCCCCCUUCCCCCAUCAAUGACAAGACUGACACGACGAAAAUAGCCAGCUGGUUCGACUACUCUCGGGACAUGCUCCAGAUGAUCAACCACUUCCGCAUGCCGCGCCCGCUCGUCGGCAUCGGCCACUCCUUUGGCGCCUGCGCCAUCGUCAAGCUCGCCCUCUUCCACCCGCGCCUCUUCAGCUCGCUCGUGCUCGUCGACGCCGUCAUCGCCACGCACCACCCAUCGCACGUCGACGGGUACAUGCAGCCGCCGUCCAUGAGCGCGCGCCGCCGCGACGUCUGGCCGAGCCGCGCCGCCGCCGCCGCCGCCUUCCAGAAGAGCCCCUUUUACCAGAGCUGGGACCCGCGCGUCUUUGCCCGGUGGGUGGCGCACGGCCUGACGCAGCCCGACCCCGCGCUCCCAGACGUCACCCUCACCACCACCAAGCACCAGGAGGUCUUUACCUUUAUGCGCCCGAGCCACGACGCCCUCACCCCCGACGGCGCCGCCGUCGCCGACCCCGACCUCGUGCCCGACAUGGACUGCACCCACGGCGUCAUGGCCCCCAUCUACCGCCCCGAGCCGGGCCUCGUGUUCGACGAGCUGCCGCAUCUGCGGCCCAACGUGCUCUGGGUCUUUGGUGGCUCUAGUUACAUGUCGCUCGAGGCCAUGCGCGAGGAAAAGGUGAGCGCCACGGGCGUCGGCGUCGGCGGCAGCGGCGGCGUCGCGGCCGGUCGCGUCACGCAAGUCGUCGGGGAGGGCUGGGGCCACCUCAUCCCGCUCGAGGCGCCGGGGUUCGUCGCCGAGGCCGCUGCCGCCAGCGUCGCCGAGACGGUGAGGCGCUGGCAGCGCGAGGAGCGCACGUACGAGGUUUGGACCGCGAAGCCGCUGGCGGAAAAGUCGAGGAUCCGCCAGGAGACGCUCGACGCCAUGACCAAGGCCAUGGCAAAGAUUUAA